AUGCUGUUUCUCUUGCCAGCCUUCGCUCUAGCUCUUCCUCUCAUCGUCGUUGCUGCACCCACCAACAACACUGCUCCUCCUGAGUCUGUGAUUGAAGAUGCAAAACAGCUAGCGGUUGAAUCGGUUACCCCACUUAGUUCGGCGGAAGUCGACGGUUCCAUCCCGUAUGGAUUGUUCGCAGCCGCUGCAUACUGUAGUCCGGAAUCGCGAGACAGUUGGCAGUGCAAGUCAUGUCAGGCCGACCCAAUUAAAGAUUUCCAGAUGUACAAAGGCGGCGGAGAUGGAAGUGAGGUUCAGUACUGGUAUGUGGGCUGGUGGCCGUCUCACAACUCAGUUAUCGUUGGACGUCAAGGGACAGACCUUACCAAGAUAGAAGCAGUUCUUACAGAUGCUACAUUCCUCCCCGUUACGCUUCCAAGCGACCAGUUCCCAGGCAGCCCGCUUUUGGCUGCAGCUCACGCCGGCUUCUUAGCGUCUCACACACGCUCGGCUGCUGACAUUCUGAGCGCUGUCAAAGAUGUGUUGGCUCAGAGGAACGCAACACAGAUACUGGUAAUCGGCCACUCACUGGGCGCUGCGCUGGCUGUUCUGGAUGGUCUAUACCUACAAAUCCAGCUCGGAAGCGCAGUAAAUGUUAUCAUAACAGGAUUUGGAGGACCCAGGGUGGGAAACGAUGUAUUUGCCGACUUCGUCAACGAAAAGAUUUCAAGUGUCACGCGUAUCACUAACAAACAGGAUCUUGUUCCAGUGUUACCCCCGUUAUUACUUGGCUUCAGACACACAACUGGUGAAGAACAUAUUAACGCCGAUGGGGUAUGGAAUAACUGUGCGGGACAAGAUAACCUGAGUCCAGAUUGCUCGGCGGGACAAGUCUUGACUGAGGGAGUUGUACUAAGUGACCAUCUUGGACCAUAUGCCGGUGGUGUAAUGAUAGGACAGGAUAUUGGUACAUGCUAG
Messenger RNA from Rhizoctonia solani, 957 nucleotides. RefSeq names its product Lipase (class 3). Bases 1 to 957 code for a protein of 318 amino acids. The record is from RefSeq and is a predicted model, not a curated record. Lineage: Eukaryota; Fungi; Basidiomycota; Agaricomycetes; Cantharellales; Ceratobasidiaceae. Gene Ontology annotation, biological process: lipid metabolic process. The transcript is spliced from 8 exons.